Molecule: messenger RNA, 1588 nt
Organism: Ceraceosorus bombacis
Lineage: Eukaryota; Fungi; Basidiomycota; Exobasidiomycetes; Ceraceosorales; Ceraceosoraceae
Source: the annotation of a GenBank genome assembly
AUGGUCGAUCUGAAUCCGCUGCCUACGCCUGAAGCACCAGACAAAGGCAGAGCCGCAUCUCAGGCGCAGACCCUUUCCGCAACCACUCCUUCUCAGCAGUUUAGGCCAGCUCAAGACGUACACGACACUCACCAGCCUGCUCCUAUCAUUGCGGCUCCAGCCUCCCGUAUAGCUGCGCGUGAACCCGUCCUCUCUGCCUUGCCUGUGCUCGACGCAGGGAAGGUGCUCCCAGUUUUGACUGGUGGUCAGAACGGCAUCAACACGACACUUGGCGAAAGUUCAUCGAACUCUCUCGCGGGUGCCGACGUAAGGAUCUCCAGCGCGUCAGACAAGGCUGCUGACAGAAUGGGUGACUCUUCCAGACGGGGCAUCAGCGGUUCCAUUCCAGGCAGCCAAGAGGCGAUGGACGCGUACGACGGCUACACGAGCUUCCUCAGCAGCAGCGCAUCUACGGACGCACCUCACGCUGCCGCUGCUCUUGGAUCGAGCACAGCCAACGCAGAUCCGCUCGCGACCAAACCCUUGGUCAGCGUGCCUGAAGACGAGCAAAUGUCGGGCACAGAGUUCCGCUUGGACGAGCCAGGAUCGAGUGCACAAAGGGUCGACAGCAAUGGAACGCGGUCUAGUGUUGCAUCAAGUGCCUCUCGGUCGCAGAACAGCGAGCCUCAGAACGAUGUAUUUGGUGGAACGAGUGCGAGCUCAGGAGGCGAGUUGAGCUCGCAAAGGCGUUCAGCGAAAUCUUCACGCGACGAGGGUCCUUCCAGCCCAUCAGCGCAAGGGGGAGAUGUGGGUAAACCGCUACCAGGUCUUCCGGCUAAUCGACCCGCCUCUGACCUGCGUCUAAACGGCGCCUGGCCGCCUCCGUCAUCGGGGAUCGGAGCCGAGCAAGCGCUGGCCCCUGCUCGACCUGAUGUAUCCGCGCUACCACCUCAGCACGUCCCCCGACCGGUCUCGUACUCGUCAGAUUCCACCGCUAGGUCCGGCGAUCUUCCUGUGGCGGCAAAUUCCGCUUUCGGGACGCCUUCCAUCACACGGCGAUCUAGCAACAGCCCUUCCAUUGUGGUGCCAGCACAGGUCAACGGAGAGUCACCCCUCUCACCACCUGACGCGGAUCCUGCUCGCUCAUUAGCGGAAAGCAACAGAAGCUCCAUAGAUGAUAUCAGGCGAAUGCAUGCUGCGCGAGCGGCAGCGCGCGGUAACGAGUAUGCUGCGCACACGCCCGAGGCGAGGCAGCCUCGAAGGGUCCCUGGAUCCGAGCCCGGCCGUCCCACGAGCGUCGUGGAGCCCAGAAAUACUGACAGCGCUACCUCAAGCCGAAGCACCAGCCGCAAUGCGCCUAGGGCGCGGAGCAGUGAUGGUCAUGAGUCCGGAGCCAGAGAAAGUCAUCAUUCAAGAGACUCUGCGCGGACACCCCCAAGGUCGGCUGGAAGCGGCACGGCGACAUCUCGGGCGGAGGAGCCAAGGGAUUGGAAUCAUGCUGAGCGAACAGAACGCUCUUCCCAAGGUACGCCCACAAGCGCAGUUGCUUCUUCUUCUGACCGCGAUAGAGAGCGUCGGAGUCGACGAACACUUGGCGAUUACGCAUUAG